AUGUGCAUGGGCCGGCGGCGCAGUCCGGAAUAUGACCUCGAUGGAGGAGUAUCCUCUGCAAAAGUAUCGCACUCGUAUUGCAAUCAUGCAUUACAUGAAGGUAAAUUCGCAUUACAAAUUUUAUUUUUCAUGCUGAGGAAAUUUGUCAUGCAUUUAUACGAAUGCGAUACUUUUGCAGUUCAUAGGGAGUAACUCCGGGUGGGUAUGACAACCCAAACUAUAAUGGCGUGUCAAGCGACGAUACUUUCGACGAUGGCUGGUGUAUGUGCGACAAAACGGACUUCGUUAGAUGCGGAAGCGGAACGGAUCUGGAGAAGCUAACCCUAACGAAAACUUCCGAACCGAUAACGCAGGUCUGCGCAGACGAAUGCAAUAACCGAGGGGCCUCGUGCAAUAGCUACGUGUUCGAUCCCCUGGAAUCGGAGUACAAAAGUGGUUCUACCAAAGUGGUCUGCUUCUUUUCCGCCGGUAAGCCGACCAACGAAUAUCGGCGGCGAAUGUUUAAGAUUGAUGGCACCUCCGUUACGGGCAACUUUCGUGGCGGAGCGUACUGCGCCAUGACGUCACUUACGUUUGGGACCACCUGGAAAGACGGGUGCUGCGACGACAAAAACGCACCGGGUCGUCGGCGCAUCGGAGACAAGUUCUGCUUCAGGAAGGAGAUUUGUGCGUACUUCUGGAGUACGACGCCCACGGGGUACGGCAUCAAUUGCGAGGACGCUGCCCACGGGGGCAAGUAUGCGUCGAAUGCGAUCUCGCAGCAGCACAACGACGACGAAGCCUGCGGCAGUGCAGGCUGCGACGCGGCAAAAUGUUGCACGGCACUCGACAGCUGCGCCGCGAUAUCGUGCACUCCGAACGAAGACUGGGCGGACAGGGAUGACAAAGCCACCCGGUAUUGCGGCACGGACAGCAACGGAAACGUGAAAGACUGCAACAAACCCAAGUGUUGCGACGGAAAGUGCAAGGUCUCCCUUUGUAACCCCCUCUCCGCAAACACGCUGAAGAGCGGGUCUUCGGAGGUUCGCUGCCACGGCAGACUGUGCGAGUUUGCCGAUUGCUGCGUGGCGCGCGCGACCUGUAGUUACCAGUUUUGCGAGAACCAGAGUCGCUUGCGCGGAGAGCCAUUUCCGAAUAAAUGCGCACUAUAAAAUGCAAAUGUGUGGGGCUGCAGGUCUGGUGCUGGAAACUUCACUUUGCGUGAUGCUGGUUCGUUCUUGAAGAAUCACGAGAAAUCCACGAUUGACGGCUGAGCAUGAAUAUAAUCUUACUUUGGAGCUCUUUUUAGGUGUUGUCCGUGUAAGUAGUCCUAAUCGGUAUAAUUCUGCUUCUGCAUGAUUAUUUCUGCAUGACAGAGCAAGGAUGCUUUCGGGUAAAAAUGCACGGUGACUGCAGUAGACAUAUUUAUGUAUGAGUCAUGCUAGCCGAAGCCGAGCACGAGAAUUGCAAGCGUUGCGCUUGCAUUCUUUCAGACCAGCCAGACACACAUACGACAUUCGCAAUGCAUACGCGGGCUCAGUCUGCAAUUCGGACGACCUCUACACGUGCUGCGACCACACUUGCAAAAGCAAAGAGGCCACUUGCAACGCUGCGAAGUACCUAACGAAGGGAAACCCAGAAGGCAUAAGAUGCAGUGCCGGGGCUGACAAUUGCAGCAACGACGGGACGGAUUGUUGUACCCGGAGAGCGCAAUGCAAGACGGACCCAAACUUCUGCAGUACGGUCAGCACAGCCGCGGUGGCAGAGGGAGGCUAUGUCUCGAUUGCCGCGCAGCAAAAUACCUAUUGCCCAGGACAAGCCUGCGACAAGACCGGGGCGGAUGCGACGACGUGUUGCAAGGUGAAGCAGUGCGUCUGCGCUUCCGAUCCGGAGCGGGCCGCGACGGGCGCCGAAUGUCCCGUGGACGGAAACAAUUUCUGCCUCACAUGUCCAGACGGCUUCAGCAAGAACGUGUUGGGCCAGAACACGCAGACCUGCGAGGCAAAGGUGUGCCGAUGCACGCACGGUGCGCGCGUAGAGGGAAAUAUAAAUAACGGCACGCAAGUCUGCAACAACGCAGGCGAUCACAUUUGCGUAGCAACCGGAUGCGACGAGGGUUACGAGUUCCAGCCCGAAAGCAAUACUUGUGCGGAGAAGGAGAAGGAGCAGGAGGUGCUUGUGAAUGAGACCGUGACCCAAAACGCGACCCCAGUGGCGACUGCAAAAAAAACCGAGGACGACGAGGGCGUGGCCGCUGCGGAGAGUGUCAGCUACAUCUCACUGCCCAAGCUCAUCGUCGUUGGUGUCGGUCUCGGGGUGCUCGGUAUGCAGUCUUGCAAACACGUCUGGGUCUGGGAAGGGUCGUGCAACUUGUCACGCGACGCCACAAAAAAAUCUGUGCUGCAUGAUCAAAGAAGGAACCGCACAAGUUGUUGCCCACUUCUUGUCCAAAAAGAGGCUGAGCCGGAUUUCUCAUGCGGGAUAGGCAACAUCAAGGAGGUCUUGCAAAUAAAUCUGUGAGCAAGAUGUUGCUUCUGUGUCGUGCAUAUCAGACCAUGCGCAUGGUCCGCGAGUAGAUGCAUGUUGACUAGUCUUGUUGUUGUUGCGCCCUUCCUAACCGACACCCAGAUAUUAUUUGCACUUGAUAGUCGGCUACUUUGCUGGCAAUCGGAUGGGGUUAUUUGGUGGGGGAGAAGCAGCGCCACCUCCUUAGGUGGUGUUCAAAAGUCUACCCCCUUGAGAUCCCGCGCGUAAGGACUUUUUCAAGAAUCUGAGUCGACCUAGUUCAGUUUGUGAUUCUGAACAACGCAUGUCUUCUUGCUUCUACAGGCG
This is a messenger RNA of Amoebophrya sp. A120, 2811 nucleotides long. The record is from the annotation of a GenBank genome assembly. NCBI's taxonomy places the organism in Eukaryota, Dinophyceae, Syndiniales, Amoebophryaceae.